This is a messenger RNA of Epinephelus lanceolatus (giant grouper), 1753 nucleotides long. Its product is annotated as ceramide synthase. Gene Ontology annotation, cellular component: endoplasmic reticulum; membrane. Gene Ontology annotation, molecular function: sphingosine N-acyltransferase activity. NCBI's taxonomy places the organism in Eukaryota, Metazoa, Chordata, Actinopteri, Perciformes, Serranidae. The record is from RefSeq and is a predicted model, not a curated record. Gene Ontology annotation, biological process: lipid homeostasis; ceramide biosynthetic process.
UACAUAUUCACACACUCUCAUACACACACACACACACACACACACACGUACACACACACAUACAGGUGAAGCAUGUUAGCCCUCAUUGCUGCAGGCUCCAUCUUCUUCCCCGGACUCUUUCUGCUGUCCAAACAGAACCUGAAGCACCUGAAGGGAUGGAGCGAAGGAGACGCUGCCAUUGUGUCCACACGUCUGGUGUCGUCCAUCCAGGCCAUCAUGGCCUCAUCAGCAGGAUGUAUUAUUGCCUCGUCAUGCAGGGAUGUCAUAGAGGACAGUCAUUGGCUGACCAACACCUACAUCCUGUUUGCCACGCCGUACUUUGCCUACGACAUCUAUGCCAUGUUCCUGUGCUACUGGCACAAGCUGCAGGUCAAAGGUCACGAGGAGGAGGGUGUCAGGUCAAAGAGAGCUGCUGUGGCCAGUUACCUGCGCAGAGAGAUGCUCAUGGUGCUGCAUCACAUCUUCUUGGUGGCCUUCUGCUUUCCCGCCUCACUGCUGUGGAGGCAGGGGAAAGGUGACUUCUUCCAGGGCGUUUUGUUUUUGGCUGAGCUCAGCACGCCGUGUGUCUGUCUGGGGAAAGUCCUGAUCCAGUACAAGCAGCAGCACACUCUGCUGCACAAAGUCAACGGAGUUCUCAUGUUGCUCACCUUCUUCAGCUGUCGGGUGUUGCUCUUCCCUUACCUGUACUACGCCUACAGCAGGUAUGCAUCCAUCCCAGUGUACAUGGUGCCAUUGGUGGCCCCGUGGCAGUGCAACUUGGGGGCUGCUCUGCUGUGGCCCCUCCAGCUCUACUGGUUCACACUGAUCUGCAGAGGAGCCAUCCGCCUGUCCACCACAGGAUGUUCAAAACCAUCAUCCAAAGCUGACCAUGACGGCUGCCUCACCAAGCGUAACGGCUGCAAGUCGCAUCAGGAGGACUGACACUGGAGGUGAAGAAUAGAAGUGACUUCAACAUGAGCCAAAGCAACUCACAUUGCAUUUUUUCUACAGAUAAAACAUGUGACAUGACAAGUGUUUCUCAUCUAAUGUAAAAAAAAAUCUGAAGCAGCGAAUGUCAGAGAAGAGUUUAAUGAAAGGAGAGAGAGGUGAAUAAAGUUGGUGGUGAAGGCCUCAUAGAACCUCCAACAGUCUCAAAUGGAAAAAGUCACAGAAAGUCUGACUAAUGAAUUGAAAAUGAAGAAUGAUGAAAUGAAGAACAUAUAUCAUGAACAAGUUUCACCAGAUGAGGAACAGCGAGAAAUCAUAAUUUUAUUAGUGUUCAUGUUGACAUGUUCACACAGAGAGCAGGUUUCUCUCCCCAAACUGUUUUUGAUCAUUGGGAUCAAUACUGAGUGAUUUUUAUUAGUGAAAACAGGAUGAUGUGAGUGUAUUUGUUAAAAAAAAGGAAAAUGCUUCUCUGUCUAGGAUUAAUUUUUGUAACAAUGUGAUUACAAAAAUGCUGUAAACAUUCAACAUUUCUUGAGAGUGGAUACGACUCUUUAUCAUGCUGAUUUUUAAUUGGUUCAGCUGAUUAACUCAAAUAAUACAAAUAAUAAUCCCAGGCAUUUAUGUAUUUCUCAAGACUAGAUUAAUAUAAAACAUUAUUGUUGCUGUAUUCAGUCAUUAAAGUUUAAUGAAACCCUUUUAAACUACCUUAAAUACAGCUGUUGUCUUUGUGCGUUGAAGGAAUUGUAUUGUUCUGAAGCACUCAGAUAUGCAGUGGUGGACUGUAACUAAGUACAUUUACUCAUCAAAUACUGUACUGUAUUACAAA